UCACUCCUCGCUCUCAUGUCGCAGUGGGCUACUGGCAGCGUCACAUGUUACAGACCGCCGUUUCUGCCGGGUUGGGGGCGCCCUUGCGCGGAACCAACCAGCACUAGAGCGACGCUCGCGGAAAGCCUGGGCGGUGGCCGCGCCGGGAGAGGGGCUGUCGCCAUUUGUCGACGUUCCCUGCGGGCUGCCGCGCCGCCGCGGGGGCCGGACAGGGGGUCGGGCGGCGGGCGUGCGCGCUGGUUUUUUGCGACGGUGCCCGGCGGGGCUGGCCCCGCCCCCUCCCGCCCCCGCGGCCCGGUCCGCCCCGCCCUCGCCGCUGCGCUCGCUCCGGGCCGCUCAGGCCCCCCGCCCGCUUCAUGUGGCCGGGCCCGCGGUGGCCGGCGGCUGGGAGCGGCGAGGCGGCGGCGGCCGGCGAGGCCCGGGAGGUGGUGGCCGAGGCCCAGGCAGCGGCGGCGGCCCAGGAGGCGGCGGACGGGGAGCAGGCCCGGCCCGGCCCUCGAGCGGCCUCCUGGCUGCAGCAUGCGCGUCCGCCGGGGGCUGCUGCGGCUGCCGCGCCGCUCACUGCUCGCCGCGCUCUUCUUCUUCUCGCUGUCGUCCUCGCUGCUCUACUUCGUCUAUGUGGCGCCCGGCAUAGUGAACACCUACCUCUUCAUGAUGCAAGCUCAAGGUAUUCUGAUCCGGGACAACAUGAGAACAAUAGGUGCUCAGGUGUAUGAGCAGGUGGUUCGGAGUGCUUAUGCCAAGAGGAAUAGCAGCGUUAAUGACUCAGAUUAUCCACUUGACUUGAACCACAGCGAAACCUUCCUUCAAACCACAACUUUUCUUCCUGAAGAUUUCACCUACUUUGCAAACCAUACUUGCCCUGAAAGGCUCCCUUCCAUGAAGGGCCCAAUAGACAUAAACAUGAGUGAAAUUGGAAUGGAUGACAUUCAUGAACUCUUCUCCAAAGACCCAGCCAUCAAGCUCGGAGGUCACUGGAAGCCUUCGGAUUGCAUGCCUCGAUGGAAGGUGGCGAUCCUUAUCCCCUUCCGGAACCGCCAUGAGCACCUCCCAGUCCUGCUCAGACACCUGAUUCCCAUGCUUCAACGCCAGCGCCUGUGGUUUGCAUUUUAUGUGGUUGAACAAGUUGGCACCCAACCCUUUAAUCGAGCCAUGCUUUUCAACGUCGGUUUUCAAGAAGCAAUGAAGGACUUGGACUGGGACUGUCUUAUUUUUCAUGACGUGGAUCAUAUACCAGAAAAUGAUCGUAACUACUAUGGGUGUGGACAGAUGCCAAGGCACUUUGCGACUAAAUUGGACAAGUAUAUGUAUCUGCUUCCUUAUACCGAGUUCUUCGGCGGAGUGAGCGGCUUAACAGUGGAACAGUUUCAAAAAAUUAAUGGCUUUCCCAAUGCUUUCUGGGGCUGGGGUGGAGAAGAUGACGACCUGUGGAACAGAGUACAGAAUGCAGGCUAUUCUGUAAGCCGGCCGGAAGGUGACACAGGGAAGUACAAGUCCAUUCCUCAUCACCAUCGAGGAGAAGUCCAGUUUCUGGGAAGGUAUGCUCUGCUGAGGAAGUCCAAAGAACGGCAAGGGCUGGAUGGCCUCAACAACUUGAACUACUUUGCAAACAUCACAUACGACGCCUUGUAUAAAAACAUUACUGUCAACUUGACACCCGAGCUGGCUCAGGUGACCGAGUACUGAGCUGAGGAGAAAACACAGCGUUUGCUUUACCCACCACCACCAGGAAAGCAGCCUGACGAGAGGUCUCAGCGCUCCACACGGGAAGAGAACAGAAAUACAGCAUCUAAUGAAGGGUCACAUGGCUCGAGGAAAAACUGUGAACAGAGCAGACGCACAAAACGCCUCCACCGUGUGGACCCCCUGGGACUGAGGGAGAAAGCUGGCAACGUCCCUCGUCUCUUCACAAGACAGACGCCUGUCCUGCUGCUCAGCUCCCUGUCUCCUCCCCCACGUCCCGUCUUAGCCACAAUCUGCAGAACCAGAAUUGUGGUGUGUCACAGUCCCGCCUCGGAGCCUGUCCUGUGAAUGGCCUUUGGAGCGCUUGGGCCUCGAAGGCCAAGAGGCGAACCCACCACAGGGCAGCUGCGUUUCAGGAGGAGUAAAUGAAACUCCGCACACCAUUCUUCUCCAUCUCUGGUGUUCUCUUUGGUUUCAUUUUUUAAAUACAAUUUACCUGCUUUGGGUGGGGGUUGAGGGUGGCAGGGAGGGGUUGGGAAGAUAAAUAGACAUAUAACAAUCACUUCUUGAAGAAGUAUAACUGUAAAUAAGCCAUGUAAAAUGCCUUUUUAAAAUUUAAUUUUAUAGCUGGCUCUAAUUCAAACUGAGUAUUUAUACAUUAGAUCACUAUUUGGUUGGCAAAUGUGGGAACUCGGUUAAAAUGCAGUGGAAGAAUAUCAUCUCCCAAAUUGCUGUCACUUUGGAAGAGAGUGGAUAUAGGGCAUGUCUCAAAAAGAACAAAACAGGCCCAACUUUAUCACUGGAAGCUAAUCUCUUCUGCCCCCUCCCGUCCCUCUCUUCCAAAAGUCUUGCUUUUGACUUUUGCUCUGGAUUCCCUCUUUCCUGGUGGGCACAGACCCUGAACCCAGUCUCUUGCUAAACAGGAGUCUGCUGUUUCAGAGCAAGCUGCUCUCCCUGCUCAAAGCAGAUUCAGGGGCUCACUGUGCACGCGCGUGCGCACGCACACACGCACGCACGCACACACACACAUGCACGCACACACACAUGCACGCACACACACUUCAUCAUCAUUUAGAAGGGAAGGGGUUUGGGCCUCUUCUUUCAUCCUUCUCUUUCUCUUGUGAAACGUGGCCCAAUUUCUGAACUCUGUGCCUAAAUUACCAACAAUCUUCAGUGAUGCCUCUGAAUAUUUCCCUUUUUGGUUUCUGGAAAGGUUCUUUGUUGAUAUUAGCUAGUACAUAGAACUAUUAGCUAGUACAUAGAACUAAUGAGCAAUUGAAUUAAUGAAGGAUUCAGUCAGGGAGCAGGAGAUACCGAUGUGCUGUGGGUCAGCUGGAAUCCAGGUUAGAGCAAAUCAGAGCUUUGAAAUCAGAUUAACAGCUUCAGGAUAGGAGAGCCCAAGUGCUCUGUUCACACCCCUGUGCUUUUCGAAGUCACAGUCUAGAUUGCAUUUGAAUUUGUGCCUCUGUUUUCCAUGAGCCAAAUCCCUGAAGUCAUAGUCUUGUAUUCUGAAUUCGGAAAAAUGCCAGUUUUUUCCCCUCCUUUUCCAUAAGACAUAUUUAUAUAUUGUGAUGAAGAGUACUUUGUAAAGAGUACUUCGUAUUUUUUUUAAUUGCCUUCUUUGCCUCAACUUCCUUAAUUUUCAUGGUUUACAUGGACGAUGUGCGUGUAGGGGGUAUAUUUGUAUAUAUAUGUGUGUGGGUUGGGGUCUUUUCCAUUGCAUAUGUUGGUUUCGUGGACAUAUGAUCCCCACAGGCUGUGGGAGUGAUUGGCCAGGCCUUGUUUAUUGUUCAUGUUUUCGUUCUUUUAAAGAAUACAGUGGUAUGUAGAAAAUAAAUUGCAUCGCAGAGCUCUUAUCAGCUUGUAUGAGAGAGCAGGCUCCUGCCCUUGAAAAUGCUGGUAAGUUGUAUCAUAUGUUUUAAAAGAACUUUGAGCAUUUCAUGCUUUGAAAGACCUUUAUGAGGGAACAUUACACACAGAAAUUCAUUUGAUUUUCCUUUGAAUUAUGGUGCCUACAGCAGUUAAGAUUUCUUUCUUCUUUCCUCCCCCCACACCCUCAGGCCUCUAGCCAGCCUUGGCUUCUGUCACUGAAGGCUGUGAGCUGCUUUCGGUAUGACAAAACUUUGAUGUCAUUUGGAAGAAUUUGCCGAACAGACUGAUUCUUGGUUAAAGAUGAUCUGUGCAUACAUGGCAGUGUUGUAAAAUAAUCUUGUUUGAAGCUUUUUCAUAACAUAUUUACCACCAAGAACAAAAUGUUGACAAAAGGCUGACACCUGAUUUAAAAACAAAUGCUAAUUUGAUGACAAAAGGAAAAGGUUUUUUUUCACUGCUCAAGUAAGGCCACUAUUUUAUAAUCACAUGUACUUUUGGUUUUAUUAGUGUAAAACCUCUUUGCACUGUUAGUAGUCAGUUAGCCACCAAGUUGAGUAUUGUAUGGGAAACAGAAUUUUAAAACAUAUCGCCAGGCCCAAGUGCUGUUAAUGGUGUGAAAUUCUCAUGUUAAGAAAAAAAGAACAAUAAGAUCCAAAUAAGAUCUUGUGCUUAUUUUGGCCGCUGAAAUUCUUUCAGGCUGCUGAUGGGUGACUCCUUAAAUGGCCUUGCCUUUGAUGGCUGUGGCAGGGAAAGGUUUCUCCUUCCACACUGUUCUAUUUUGGGGGUUAGGGAGGGGUCAUUAUUCACAAAAUCAUUUUGACAUUAAGGGACUCUUAUGUUAGAGCUCCUCUACCACAGACAUUAAUAGCUGUACAACAUUCACCUGUACUGAUUGUAUCCACUCACCGGUGACGAUGGCAUUGAACGUAGCUAGCUUAUUUCCAUCACUACUUUUUUGUUUUUGUUUUUGAGCUUGCUCUUAUGUUUUAAGAGGUGUCAGGGGUACAUUUUUGCACUGAAAUCUAAAGAUGUUUUAAAAAACACUUUUCACAAAAAUAGUCCUUUGUCAUUACAUUAUUUACUCAUGUGUUUGUACAUUUUUGUAUGUUAAUUUAUGAAUGAUUUUUUCAGUAAAAAAUACAUAUCCCAAGAACCAAA
Messenger RNA from Manis pentadactyla (Chinese pangolin), 4713 nucleotides. RefSeq names its product beta-1,4-galactosyltransferase 5 (gene B4GALT5). Gene Ontology annotation, biological process: glycoprotein biosynthetic process; carbohydrate metabolic process. The transcript is spliced from 9 exons. Gene Ontology annotation, molecular function: UDP-galactose:glucosylceramide beta-1,4-galactosyltransferase activity. The record is from RefSeq and is a predicted model, not a curated record. Bases 16 to 1686 code for a protein of 556 amino acids. Lineage: Eukaryota; Metazoa; Chordata; Mammalia; Pholidota; Manidae.